Scaptodrosophila lebanonensis is the source of this 548-nucleotide messenger RNA. RefSeq lists its product as uncharacterized. The transcript has a single exon. Bases 85 to 444 code for a protein of 119 amino acids. The record is from RefSeq and is a predicted model, not a curated record. NCBI's taxonomy places the organism in Eukaryota, Metazoa, Arthropoda, Insecta, Diptera, Drosophilidae.
CAAAUCAAAAUAGUGUUCAAAUAGGCAAAACAAAAUAAAUGCACAACCAGAACAGAAAAACCAUCUAAAAUUAACAAAAUUGAAAUGAACAAACCCGUCGAGAAGGAGCAAAAGGACACCGAGAAGCGGUUGGUGUCCUGUGAUUUUGAGAUUCGUGGCAAGAUUCCCAAAGAUAAGUUCGAGCCUUUUGCUUCAUCUCAGGCGCUAAUUCUAGGCGUUUUUGGCUACAUCGAACGAGUAUCUGAUGAAUGCUUGCGGGGUCAGUUGCAGGGUGAGGAGAAGCUGAUUGAAGCCUUCCGCAAACUGAUCGAGACGGCUAUGGAAUAUGUAGCAGCCAUCAAGGAGUUCAUUAUCAUCAAUAUAAAGGCAAUCGAGGAGUGCACCUACCAAACUUUUGAGGUGCGGGACAGUACUUGCAAAAAACCGAACGCAGACAAGAAGUAAAAUCAUCAACAAUAUACCUAACCAACACUAAUCGAAGAAACUACAAUAGUAAUGCAUCAUGAUUUCAUUCCAAUAAAUUGAUAGUUAUACUGAAAUCCGGAAAA